CGCCGGUUCUAACACCUUCGCCUUUUUGGUCUACUUCGUACUGCCAGGCAUCAUGAACACCUUCACCCUGGUCGUCGCCUGCCUCCUGGUGGCCGGAGCCCACUGCGGCUCCAUUUUCACCUACGGCGUCCCGGCUGUCGUGCCCGUGGUCCACCAGCCCGUGGUGUACCAGACCGCGGUCAGGGCUCCUGUGGUGGCCCACCACAAGGAGCUGGUGCACGUUCCGCACCACGAGUACGGUUACACCGUCGAGCAGAGCAAGCUCGUCCAGCCCAAGUCCACCGUCGUCCACCACGACCCGCUGACCGGCCUGCCGUACCAGCAGACCGACUACCACCACGUCCCAGUCGUCACUGGUUCCCGGAGCUCGGUGCACCACAGCCGUCCAGGCUACAUCGCCGAGCGAACCAAGACCUACGUCAUCUGAACAUGCCGCGAUCAGAUCCCGCUGCGAUUUGCCGACCAACUGUCACGCCUACCCCCUCCCCGUUUCUCACCGCCUCUCACGUGUGAAUAAAUGGCGAUGUUUGU
This is a messenger RNA of Dermacentor andersoni, 531 nucleotides long. RefSeq lists its product as uncharacterized. Lineage: Eukaryota; Metazoa; Arthropoda; Arachnida; Ixodida; Ixodidae. The record is from RefSeq and is a predicted model, not a curated record.